Messenger RNA from Cotesia congregata, 1203 nucleotides. NCBI's taxonomy places the organism in Eukaryota, Metazoa, Arthropoda, Insecta, Hymenoptera, Braconidae. The record is from the annotation of a GenBank genome assembly.
AUGGAAAAUGUAUCUGUCGAUACUCACCGUAAAUUUUUGAAAAUAAAUUUUUUUGUACUAAGAUACAGUGGAAUUUGGCCGCUCUUGCCGUCGGCUAAAAUCGGCUGGAAAAUAUUGAAUAUUUUUUACAAAUAUUUCAAUUUGACAGUUUACAUUUUUUAUUUGUCAACUGUAGGGGCUGACGCGCUGGCUAAUGUCACUGAUUUGACGAUAUUUGGUUACGACGGUUGCUUUUUUUUUGGAACCUGCAUGUUUGUAUUUAAAGCCUGCAAAUUUUCGGUUCUGCAAAAAGAGAUUACGAAACUUACUGAUGAAGUCUAUGGACCUCUAGAUAUUCUUCUACAAUCUUCAGAUCGCGGAAUAGUGAUAAACAUAAAAAAGCACUUGUUUUAUGAAACAAUACAACUCUACAGUCUCUUUGUGUCAAUAAUAAUUAUGACAAUUGCCAUAAUAUUUUUAGUGCCUCGUGAAAAGGGUGUCUUACCAAUCCGGGCUGUGUACCCCUUUGAUACGACCGUUUCGCCCAAUUACGAGCUUACAAUCUUCUACCAAUUUUACUGCUUCGCCUACUGUCUUACGGUGAUACUGGUACUCGAUUCUACAACGAUUGGACUUAUGAGAUGGUUGACGAUCCACGUUCUCGCACUGACCAAUAACUACAAGAACUGUAACAGCAAAUUAACGAAACGCGCUGGUCUAGUUUCCCCGAUCGAGGCUUGCAAAACCUUUGAAAGAAUCAAAGUCUUGAAAAUUGCAGACCAAGAGACUGAGAUACGGAAAUUUUUGGCCUUCGAGAAGCAAGAAAUCGGAGACUGCAAUGAUAACUACAUCGGAAGAUUUAAGACUUGCAUAAGGCACCAUCAGAGAAUCAAGAAACUAGUCAACGAUUUCAACAACACUUUCAGUAGUUUUCUGUUGGUCCAGUUCGCAACGAGUGCAUGUAUCAUUUGUUUGAAUGGUUUCAUGAUAAUAUUAGCAGACACUCUGACGUCGAACCAAUGGAUGUCGGGAUGGGAAUGCACGAAUGAAAGGAAUAGCAAUAAUGAAUUGAGCAAUCUUGUGACGACGUCAAUGAUGCCAACAUUGAAGCCGCUGCAAUUUAAAGCAGUUGGCUUAUUUGUUUUGUCAAUGCCGACCUUUCUGACGAUUCUCAAAACCUCGUACUCUACUUUGAUCCUCCUGACAACAGUUGUCGCAGAUUAA